Molecule: messenger RNA, 2130 nt
Organism: Hyaloscypha bicolor E
Lineage: Eukaryota; Fungi; Ascomycota; Leotiomycetes; Helotiales; Hyaloscyphaceae
Exons: 1
Coding region: 106-2022 (638 amino acids)
Source: RefSeq, a predicted model, not a curated record
CAGACAUCGACUGCCCCGGAUGAACACACCCUUGUCUCACGACCUCAUCCAAGUCCUGCUUCGGAUGUGCCAGUCACUGGUGACACAAGGCCCCAGCUGGGUCUUAUGGCACUUGAUGGGGACCGUGAUGCCACAAUUGUCAGAGGAAAGGAGACUGAGCCGGAUGCCGGGAAGGUGCAGGCAGCAGGACCAUCGAGGGAGAGUGAAGCCGCACCUCCACUCCAGCUACUUCUCUGUCGAUUCCAGGCAGGAAAGUUGCUAAAAAGCGUGAUGUCUCCCGCGUCAACAGACUUCCUAGCCAUCUCGCACGUCUGGGGGAAAGCGGAAUGGAUGAAGGUGGACGGCAUCGAGCACGAGAUUCGGGUUUCUCGAGAAAAGGCGAAAUUCAUCAAAGAACAACUACCAUCUAUUGUUGGAGACCAGUGGUUCUGGAUGGACGUCCUGUGCAUCAAUCAACGCGAUGAUGAAGCUAGAGUCGCCAUCACCCAGCACAUUCCUUCCGUUUUCCGGUUCGCCCAGAGAACCAUUGCCGUCAGGGAUAGCUCGGGGUUCAAAGAGUGCUGCACCAAAGCAAUUGGAGACCCCUAUCUCUUCUUCUCAAAAAGUCGUGAUUGGCGGAGUAGGAAUGAAGAUGAUUCUGACGUCAAUUUUGGGGAAGGACUAGACGGUCGGAGACGCUUGAUUGAGCAUAUCACUGAGGAACACGCCGGUCAUGUCAUGAAUGAAGGAAUCUUAACUCGACUAUGGCCGUUGCAAGAGAUUAUACUUUCAGACAAGAUUCAGUUCGUACGUUGCAAGCCCGUGGAAGGUGGUGAGCAGCCUAGAAUUGCAACCGAGUAUGAUGCAAGGAAAAUGCCUGUUCUAGGCCAGAGUCUGGCAGCUCUUGCAAUGACCUGGUCUACCCACGGAGAAGACCACAACGACCCCAUGAGACAUCGAAUCGGCUUCACCAAGAACGAACUUGUCAUUGCCUUCCUUGAGCUUGGUACAGCUUCACGCCGAUACGAGAAUCGGGAAGUUUUGCUACCAAAUGAGAGGGAUAUCAUGCUCCAUUUAAACAGUACCCGGGAGACUGGAAGAGCAAGAGACUUCAUUCUUGCAAUUAUGCCCCAGUACGGCUUCUAUAAAGCUCCCAAGAAAGCAAAGCAACUUACCUUCACUGAGCUCUUUCUUGAUUGCUGCCGCCAACUGCGAGAAGUGGAUAGUGGUCUCAGCCCCUUGUUCCUGGAAUCCGACCACCUUCUCGACGGGCGAGUCGGGCCAUUAAAGGUCGAUCUUCCAGAGCCAAAGUGCUUAGGAGACCUUGCCAAGCUUCUCAAUGGUCCUGUUAUGCGCUGUCCACCAGGAAGCAAGGUCGAUCUCGCGAAAGCAGACGGCGUACCCAUGGCCAAAGUCAUGGAAAAUGCUGCCAGGAUGCUCCCUGAUUUUGCGGAAGUCACAGACCAUCACUUACAACUUGCGCACAACGUACUGGUGAUACACACUGUUGUACGCAGUAUCUUCAACUCCACGGUCCUCUGGCCAAUCUCCCACCACGAAAUCAACCGUGAGCUUGCAGCUAUUCCUCCUGACGCAGACGAUAAACGAAGAGCCAUCGAGGCUCUUCAUAUCAUGAUCUCGACUAUCGACUUAGAUGAAAACUCAUACGAAAACGCAGUGCGGAUGACCGAGUACCCCGCCCUCCACGAGCUCCUCCGAAACAUGCCGUGGAGAAUCCCAAUCACGCUCGCGGCGAUGCUCAGUUGCGGUCUCGGCAUCAGCCGCCUCGAUUGGGCGCUGGAGAAUAUGACGGCGAUGCAGUUUGUCGUAAAUGAAGUCUCGUACUUGGCUCUAGCUCCAAAUUCCGUUGCGUUGAGUGGGGAUACGGCGUAUUAUUUUAAGGAGGGAGGGGAGUUCUUUGGUGGGAGGGAUGGCUCGCUUCCGAGGCAGGCGCUGCUGGCGGGUAAUCCGGAGACGGAUGGAUAUUUUACGCUUUGUUUGUUUCCGCCGGAUACUAAGUUUAAGGGGUCGAGAGAGUACUGAGGAGUUGAAUCACGAGUGGCUUGUGCUAGAGUGAUCGUGUAGAAUUGUAUAUAAAUCAAGUGACUAGCUUUUGAGGAGAUGUUUGAGCUAGAAAAUAUUUGUUUUAAG